Messenger RNA from Felis catus (domestic cat), 5219 nucleotides. It is a transcript of the gene CA3H2orf78, whose product is annotated as chromosome A3 C2orf78 homolog. Bases 2350 to 5073 code for a protein of 907 amino acids. The record is from RefSeq and is a predicted model, not a curated record. Lineage: Eukaryota; Metazoa; Chordata; Mammalia; Carnivora; Felidae. The transcript is spliced from 3 exons.
AAGAAACUUAAAAGUUUUUCAUUAGAUUUUAUUUUUGCCCCUAAAUGUAGUAGUAGAUUCAAAAUAGCAUAGAAUCAUGGGAGAAAGUAUUGAACUAAAACUCUGGAGACCUCACUUCAGUUUUGACUUUGGCAUUUAUUACCUGUGUGACUUUGGACAAAUCAUUGACUCCUGAAACCUGUUUUUUCUUCAUCUGUUAUAUGAGGAUGUUAGAUUGGUUGUUCUCUCUGGUCCCUUUCUUUUCUAAUACUGAGUCUUAAAGGGCACCCAUGUAGAAAAUGAAAUCAGAGGCUUGUUGAAGAGUGUUUCAACAGAAAGAGAGAAAACCUAGGUUAUGUAGAAAACUAGCAAUAUUUACCAAGAUAUUUCAUCUGUUAACAGUUCCUCCACUAAUAUUUUGACUUAGUAUUUUUAAUUUAGUGCUGCUCAAAAAGUCAAAUUCACAUGUUUUCUAACUAAUGUAGGUGUAAAGGGAAAACAGGAAAAGAGGAUGGAGGAGAGUGGGCUCUAGGGAGGCAAGUCUUGAAAGGUAAGGAAGUUUAGGAUUGUUUCCCUCAGCACAGGCUACCAGGAACCAAGGAGGAGGGGGAAAAUAUAAGAAUGAAAAGAAAGAGCAUAGAGAAGAUCUCAAGGGGAGAGGGUGGGGGAAGAGGUAGUUUAGGGUGGAAUAUUGAAGGAAACCAAAGAUUUUAAAUUAAAGCAGAAAGAGCAUAAAAUGAAAUCUGCUUAGAGCAGGGCAAAACAAAGUUGAUUUUAGCUAAUACUUACAUUAAGAGACUAGGAAGGAAAGUAAGGCCGGAAUUGGGCGUCACCAGGAAAAGCAACUUACAGAAAGGUCGUACUCAGUUGUUGUUUGCUUGCUUUUUUGUAUUGCCUCUCUGAACACAGAUGGCACUGAAAAGUUUUGAAUGUAAACAUUUUAAGAAAUAUGCUUUAGAAAUGAUGCUUCUUGAAAAAAAAAAAGAAAUGAUGCUUCUUAUCCAAGAAAUUAAUAAAAGUGACUAUCUAAGGGGCUGGAGGAAACCGAAUAGUCAGUUUUAUUUCAUUCUGCUUUUUUAAGCCAUGUAGGUGUUUUGCCUAUUAAAAACAAGACUCAGUUUAUCUAAAAAUUGGUAUCUCCUAGACUGAAUCAUAAGGACUAAUUCCUUUGUGUGAUAAGUAGGUUCCAAGUCAAGGCUUCCUUUCAUCUUCUCAGUUACUUUCUUCCCAACAUGGAGCACACAUCUGUUUUCAUAUCUCAGCAACCUAAGAAGAAAAGUCAAGCCCCACAUCCCUAAUUCCACAUUUAUCUAAAACAAUUUUGUAGAGUCCUUUGGGUUUUCUUACAUUAAACAUUUUUGUCUGUUUGUUUGAUUUCAGCGAUGGUGUUUUUUUAUAGGCUUUGGGGAUGACAUUUUACUGAAUGCUGAAGAUGAUUAAAAUAUAUUUUUAGAUAAAUAGAAAAACCUUCAUGGUGCUUUUUAAAUGUUCCUCCUUUUGUUAUAUGAUUAUAUUGAAAUAUACAUUUGUAUUAGACUUAGUAUCUGUUACUUGCUGGGUAAUAUUUGGGAAAAUGGGACUGAAUGCAGUAACAAUUCCUUUACACUUAUUUUCCUCUCUGCUUUGUACCAGAUUUCAUUGUAAUACUUGUCUACAAAAGCUGUGGCUACCUAUUCAUUCACAUUUAUGGCAUUUGCUGCUUGUUAUGCAGUUUUUACUGAUCUAUCCUUGUCUGUAUGUCCUGGUUAGGAAUUCAUUCAAAAUCACCUUCUGUUGUUGUGGGCUCCAUUUUGUUUAGUAGUAUUCAGCAAAAUUGGGUAGGCAAUAUUCACUUCUGUAAUAUUGUAUGUAUGAUAAAGAACUUGUUAUAUCAGUAAACUUAUUAUGCCUCGAUGCUUGCUACAUAUCCCAGUUUUCAUUAAUAUCUAUAUAUUUCUUCUUAGUUCUGUAAUGUGUGUUUUUCAUGAUUUUUCUGUCUUUUCGGAACAUAUCUUCCUUCAUAUAAAUCAUAUGUAAUGUAUCACUUUUAUUCAUGUGCGAAUUAUUACUACUACCAUUGUUGUUGUUACUAUUACAACCACUUUAUAGAUGAGUAAACUGAAGCACAGAGACAGCUUAAAUAACUUGAUUCUAUCAAAAAGCACUUUUUGAGAAACUUAGUUUCAGGUAGUCAUUUUGAGGUAGGAUCAGAAACCAGGCUUAAGAAGAAUGACCCUUAAAAAAAAAAAAGGUUUUAUUUUUAAGUAAUCUCUAUACCCAACGUGGAGCUCAAACUCACAACCCCGAGAUCAAGAGUCACAUGCUCCUCUGACUGAGCCAACCAGGAGCCCCACGAAUGACCCUUUGAAUUUACCAGCUGGACUGAGCUGUAUGCGAACUGCACAAGCAAAACAAGACCCUGAAGAUUACAAUGAAAAUUUCCAAAAUCCAUCUUUACUUGGAACUCCAAACUCUCUGCAGCUCUCUCUCCCUGUGGUGAGCAAUGCAGCUUCCCUAGCAGGAAGUGUCUACAGCUUCUCCAGAGUCUCUGCUCCAGCAGUCAGUUCGGCAUGGCUACUGCCAUCAGCUUCUGGCACUUCUUUCCAGCCACUCAUGGGUAGUGCCUACCUUUACCAACAUUCCAGUACAACUAUGUUGUCUGGAGUUACUGCCCAGAGCCAGAUCUCCACUUCAGCUGCUUCCUAUCCAGGUAUUUUUGAGUGGGAUAGCACAGGGAGCACUGAAAAGAAGUCAUCUUCACUUGGAGACUUCACUGUGACUGUCACUGACCAGGACACGGCUGUUUCUUCCAUAUCUAUGGCAGCCCAGUAUGAUAAAACUUCAGAGGCCAAUAACAUGGUCCCUCUGUAUCCAUCACUUUCUGCCAGCCGUGUUCAGGGAACACCAUCUCAGAUUCCAAAUCAGGGACACAGCCUAUCACUUCCCUACCAGGAAGGAAGCCAGGUAUAUUACUAUAAUCAAGGCACACUGGGACCUCUACUGUCUGGAGAACUUGGUCCCUACCUGCAGUCCUAUGGCUCUGUGUCAUACAUGGGAAGUAAGGCCUCUGCCCCCCAACCAGAAAUGGUCAUGGUACUAAAGGAGGUUCAGCCCACAAAUGUCCCACCACCAGCCUCCACCUCUGGAAUCUACUACUCUGUAUCUGCUCAACCCAUCACAGAAACAAGUUUUCAAGUGGUGGAUACUUCCCUGGGGAUGGAGACUUCCCUGGGAUUGCAAUCUCCAAGUCAGACAUUUUGUCUGCCACAAACUCCAGAAUUCCCCAAGUCCUGCAGUAGCAGAAAUAUCCAGGUACUUGAAAGCAACCCACCUCCUGAACUUGGAGACAUCUCAGUGAUAGCUCCUGUCCAGAGUUCCAGUAAUCUGCUGGCACUGCCUCCAGCUCCAAGCCAGGAACAAACUGAGAAUAAGAAUUUGAGUGAUACUAAAACCAAGCUUUCAAAGCCUCUGGAUGCCUACCAGAUCCCAUUAGAAAAUCAAGAUCCUCCACUUCUUCCUUUAGAAAUUCCUGAUAUUCACCAGCUCCUGGCCUGCAUUGAUCCCCUUGGCCAAGAGGAGCAGUCUGGUUCUGAAAACACUGAUCUGGGAAAAAAUGGUAUGAGUCUUGAGGACCAAGGGACCCUUGAAAAUGGGAUUGUAUCUAGUGGUGGUUUCGCAGACAUCACUACUCUAGUGGAGGAUAUUCAUCUUCCCCAGCUCUUUAAUUCCUUGAACGACCUUGAUCAAUCCAAAGGUCCCAAGGUGAUCAAUGCCAAAGAUACCAGAAUCAUCAAGUUGAAUGAAGUGCAAGAAAAGUCAAGUGUCAUAAAGUUGUCCUCUGAUCAAGCCAGGAAGAAUAAACACAAAGCUGCUGAGACUAUCAAUGGUGUUCCCAAGACCAAAAUCCAGCCAAAGGACCCAGGAUGCCUGUUAGGGGAAGAAGUGGUUAUUUGCAAUGCUGGAGAUAGUGACAGGGCUCAUGUGAAUUCAGCCAAGCAUUCCAACAGCAAAUCUCAGAAAGCUGCAUCCAGCAGGAUCAGCAAAACUAAGAGCCAUGGGCAGGAAAAGACCAAAAGGAGCAGAGAAAACAACCCCAAGAAAGCUGAAGAGAUUAAGCAGUCAGGGAACACAGUCAAGGCAGAAGAGAAGCCAACCAUUCCCAAGAUGAAGCGGAGGAGAAAUCAACCUGAGCUUAGCCAAGAGACCUUUAAAAAGCCUCGAAGCUGCCUAGGCAUGCACAUGUUGGAGUCUGUACAGAUUUUUCACGCGCUGGGGAAAAAGAGUGAUAAGAAAAUCAGACUCUCUUCCUCCUGGGCCCUGGGAAACUCCAGCAACCCUAAAGUUGCCCAGCCAUCCCCAGUUAUCAAACGAUGGCUGGACACCCCACGUGAGGGUAAAGGUCCUGAAAAAAAUAAAGUCAAAGUCCAGAAACAAGACAGUGGUGCUGACACAGAGUGUCCAUCUCCAUCCCAGUAUGAGCUGCCACCUCCUGGGAAGGUCAAGUUGGUGCCUUUGCCUUUUCCAACCUUGGAGAAGCCUCAAGCUCGACCUGUUCUUCGGAGGCCACACUCUCUGGCCUCACGUCGGUCUGCUGUGGCUUACCCUGCCCGGCCAGGGUCCACUAGCUCAGCUCAACCUAUUGCAGUCAAUUCAUCCCGGCCAACCCCUGUCUCCUUGACAGGUCCUGCCAGACCAGCUCGGCCAAUUUCAACCAAUCCAACCCGACCAGGUUUGACCAACCCUACCCGGCCUAGUGUCCCUCACUCUGCUGCAUCCAGACCUGCACCCUACAAAACGUCAUCCUGCACCUCUCUCCAGCAGGAACCCAUUCCUACUGCUGUGACCAAACUCCAGUCCCCACCCAAACCUCACAAUCAAUUUCUACUCCAAGACUUCUGCUUUCAACCUAUUCCAUGGAGAAAACCCAAUGUUCCUGAGCCAGUAAUGUCGAAGCCCAUCACAAAAGAACAGAGGCCAGAGCGAGAGGCCAUGAAGCGGCAGGCUCAACAAGAGCGUGAGAAUGCAGCCAAAUACACCUCUUUGGGGAAAGUGCAGUUUUUCAUUGAGAGGGAAAAAGAUAUGGAAAUUGCUCGAUACUAUGGCUAUGCAAUAUAAGAGCUGCUACGUUUGUUGGUACCACUCUGGGUACCAGCCAUUUAUCCAUAUAUAGAUAGAUAGAUAUAAAUUUCUCUAUUUACUCAGAUGUAUUUUAAAACUUAAUAAAACAUAAUAAACAUAAUUAAUAGAUGAGAAAUAAAGAA